Molecule: messenger RNA, 2628 nt
Organism: Scomber japonicus (chub mackerel)
Lineage: Eukaryota; Metazoa; Chordata; Actinopteri; Scombriformes; Scombridae
Gene: bend5
Product: BEN domain containing 5
Exons: 6
Coding region: 1-1347 (448 amino acids)
Biological process (GO): negative regulation of DNA-templated transcription
Molecular function (GO): DNA binding
Source: RefSeq, a predicted model, not a curated record
AUGUAUGCUUUUGUUAGAUUCUUUGAAGACGAUAUGUGCUACGCGUUACCCGUUUCAAAUGUGGAAGAUUUCAGACCUCUGCACAGAACAGAUUUUGAUAAUCAGAAGGUGUAUCUGGUUCACAGAACUGAAGAGAAUGGCAGCGCAGGCCAGCCGUGCGAAGCACAGAUCCUUGCCCUUGCAGAUACAGUAGAGGAAUUUGAAGACAGUAUAAUGCAAAAGAAGAUGAAAAUUCCCAAGAUGUCCAUCAAGAAUUCAGGAAACUGUAUUGAGAACAAUUUUGGAGAGGAGAGAAUGCCACUCAGACAUAAAAAGGCCCUAUCCCAAGACCACGGACGCCCCCUUUCCAACUCCUCCAAGAGCCUGGCAGCAGUAGUGGCUCGCCUGGAGAGAAAUGCAGCCAGCUCUUGUAUGGAGGGGGAAGAAGACCUGGACGAGGACCGGCUGGCUGAGGAGGGAGAGGAUGCAGACGACGAAGAUGACGAUAUGGAGGCAGAGCAACAUCAUCACCAGCAGCAACAACAGCAUUUGGAGGUGGACACGGAUUGUGUGUCUGAGGUAGCUGCAGCUGUGGUUCCCAGGGUCUUGUAUGAGGAGCUGGUUCACAGCUACAGGCAACAGGAGGAGGAGAUGAGGAGGCUGCAACAGGAGCUGGAGAGAACCCGCAGGCAGCUGGUGCAGCAGGCCAAGAAACUGAAAGAAUAUGGCAGCUUGCUGACAGAGGUCAAAGAAUUGAGGGACUUCAACCGGAGGCUACAGGAUGUACUUCUCAUGAGAUUAGGAAGCGAGCCUAUGCAUGACAAUGGCACUCAGACAAUCAAGGCUGAAGUGGUUGAACCCAUUGUUGAGGCCCAGGAAACAUGCAGAGAAGAAGCCAACACCAGUUCCAGCUACUCGCCAUCUCCCAGAACAGUGUACACCUGCAAUGAUGGGAAGGUACACCUUGGUGGUGGUAUUUGGGUGGAGGAGGAGAAGUGGCACCAGCUGCAGCGAACCCAGGGAGACUCCAAGUUCACAAAGAACCUGGCUGUAAUGAUCUGGGGCACAGAAACCCUCAAAAACCGUAGUGUUACUGGAGUGGCCACCAAAAAGAAGAAAGAUGCUUUGCCCAAACCUCCACUUUCACCCAGCAAGCUGAAAAUUGUCAGAGAGUGUCUCUACGACAGAGUGUCUCAAGAGACAGCCGACAGUGCAGAGAUUACGCAGAGAUUGUCCAAAGUGAACAAAUACAUUUGUGAAAAGAUAAUGGAUAUCAACAAGUCCAUCAAGAACGAGGAGCGACGGGAGUCCAAGCUGCUCAUCAGACAGACAGUCAAGAUGGAGAACUUCACAUAUGACGGCAUGUAGUGAUCAACUGUUGUCACGCCGGCGCCUUCUGCCCCCUCCCCCGUGGUCCGCAGGAUAUUGAGGGGACUUGAUUUUGGGUGGUUGGAGGAUGUUUGUCACAGUUUCAGGAGCAGUUAUAUUCCUUUUACACAUUGGAUUGGUUAUAAUGUGAAAUGUUUAAAACAAAUAGGCCCCUUCUGAGCUCCCUAUGUGACUUGAGCAACCAUCACCUUCCUCAGUGCCCAGUUUGCAAAUUUGGCUCACAGACAGCUUUACCCACUGGUCAGAAGUUGAACACGUGAACUAGUUUGAUGUGAACUGGUAUGAGUAUUUUUAUAAGCUUUACUGUGGGAUUGGUACAGAGACACAGUUUAUUGAGGUGUGUGCAUUUGUGUCAAAAGAGAGAUUAGAUGUGAUUGUGAGAUUAAUUUAUUGUUCUGUGUCAGAACAUACUUUUUUGAGUCCUUAAACUUUUAAAAAGUAAGAGGUUAUUUCCCUUGAUAAAGUCUUCUGAUGCUAUAAAGAGGAGGUUUGUCGCUUGCGUUAGAUUUUAGAUGUGCGAAAGGUUGGAGGUUUUGGUGACCACCCAAUAACUGCAGACGAUCUGAGUGUUUGCUGUUGGUACUUACUGCAUAGAAUGGGACAUCAGGGUCUCGAAUGCAUAAGUCUUAAUUAGUAACAGCCAUAUUGCAACAGAGCCUGUGUUGCUCCAAGAGAUUCAUUUUGAGAGUUUGCUUCCCCUUAAACUGUAGGUCAAUCACAACCCAUUGCUUCAUUAAAAAGAGGGCUUACAGGGGUUUAAUGGGAAGUGUGACUCUAGAAUCUAUAGAUUGCUGUAUUUGUUUUGUUUUUUAUGUUGAUCUUUUAGUUAUGAACAUUUGCCAUCAAUGAGAGGGCACGAGGAAAGGUUUUUGAUGUGAUAUUCCUGUGUUACUCUCAAUCAAACCUGUCACUUGGAGACAAUUUGACUGUUUAACAAAUUGUGGUGGUACAGGCAUGUUGAUGCCCAGAAAGGCCUUAAAUGGAUUUGGCAAUCAUCAGGGACUGGUAUGCCCCUGGAUUUUCUAGUAAGCUGUGAUUGUAAAUGUAUAGUAAGCUGAAGUGAUGAAGCUUCAUCUGCACUUUGCUGUGAGAAUGUAAGAGGUGGAUAGGUACUAUUUUCUGUGUGUUUCUCACCAUUAAGUUGAGCUGAGCCGGGCUGCUCGCUGUCCCACCCCUCCUGUAGCUAAGAGAUGCUGCGCUGCACGGGAAAAUGUGGGGAAGAAAAUCAGGGCACAGCUCUGCAAGGUUCACGUCAACUUC